UAAAAUUAUUAGGUGAUCUUAAAUUUUUAGAUCGUUUAAAAAAUUAUCCAAUUGAUAAUAUUUCUAUAAAUAUUAUGAAAAAAAUUCGUGAUAAUUAUAUACCAAAUACAGAUUUUGAUCCAAAAAUUGUACGUAAUGCAAGUACAGCAUGUGAAGGUUUAUGUAAAUGGAUUAUUGCAUUAGAUAAAUAUGACAAAGUAGCUAAAAUUGUUGCACCAAAAAAAGAAAAAUUAGCUAUUGCUGAAUCUGAAUUAAAAGUGCAACUAGCUAAAUUAGCUGAAAAGAAAGCUGCAUUAGAUGAAAUUCAAGCGAAAUUUCAAGACUUACAAGAUCAAUUAGAAGAAAUGCAAAAAAAGAAACAAGAUUUAGAAGAUAAUAUUGAUUUGUGUAGUAAAAAGUUGGAUCGCGCAGAAAAACUGAUCAGUGGAUUAGGCGGUGAGAAAACACGAUGGACUGAAGCUGCUGCAGUGUUAAAAGAACGAUAUGAAAAUAUAAUUGGAGAUGUUCUAUUAAGUGCUGGUGUUGUUGCUUAUCUUGGACCAUAUACUGUUGAUUUUCGUUCUCAAAUACAAAAUGAAUGGCAUGAAUUAUGUCAAAAAUUAGAAAUUCCUUGUUCUGAAGUAUUUCGUAUCUCUGAUACAUUAGGUGAUCCUGUAAAAAUUCGUUCAUGGAAUAUUGCUGGACUACCAGUGGAUAAUUUUUCCACUGAUAACGGUAUAAUUGUCACAAAUUCUAAUAGAUGGGCAUUAUGCAUAGAUCCACAAGGUCAAGCUAAUAAAUGGAUUAAAAAUAUGGAAAAAGAUAAUAAAUUACAAAUUAUUAAAUUAAGUGAUACACAUUAUUUACGUACAUUAGAAAAUGCUAUACAAUUUGGUAUGCCUGUAUUAAUGGAAAAUAUCGGUGAAGAAUUAGAUCCAAUAUUAGAACCUAUUUUACAACGUUUAUUAUUUAAAUCUCAAGGAAGUUGGUGUAUACGUCUUGGUGAUAAUAUAAUUGAAUAUAAUUCAAAUUUUCGUUUUUAUAUAACUACACGUUUACGUAAUCCACAUUAUUUACCUGAAAUUGCUGUUAAAGUUUGUUUAAUUAAUUUUAUGAUAACACCAAUUGGUUUACAAGAUCAAUUAUUAGGUAUUGUUACAGCUAAAGAAAAACCAAAAUUAGAAAUAAUUAAAAAUCAAUUAAUUAUUGAAUCAGCUAAUAAUAAACGUCAAUUAAAAGAAUUAGAAGAUCAAAUAUUAGAAGUAUUAAAUACAUCACAAGGGAAUAUUUUAGAAAAUGAAACUGCUAUUAAUAUAUUAAGUUCAUCAAAACAAUUAAGUAAAGAAAUAAUUAAAAAACAAACUAUAUCAGAGAAUACACAAUUAGAAAUUGAUUCAACACGUAAUGGUUAUCGUCCUGUAUCUGAACAUGGUUCAUUAUUAUUUUUUUGUAUAUCGGAUCUUUCAAAUAUUGAUCCUAUGUAUCAAUAUUCAUUAACAUGGUUUAUUAAUUUAUUCUUAUCAUCUAUUUCUAAUAGUGAAAAAUCACCUAUUUUGGAAGAACGAAUUGAAUUAUUGAAUAAUCAUUUUACAACUAGUGUUUAUCGAAAUAUAUGUCGAUCAUUAUUUGAAAAUCAUAAAUUAUUGUUUUCCUUAAUCAUGUGUUAUUCACUUAUGAAAAAUAAAGGGAAAGUAAAUGAAACAGUUUGGCGUUUUCUACUAACCGGUGGUGUUGCACUUGACAAUCCUUAUCCAAAUCCAUGUCCUGAUUGGUUAUCAGAUAAAUGUUGGUCAGAAAUUGUACGUACUACAGAAUUACCAGGAUUAGAAGGAUUUAUGGAUAGUGUACAAUCUGCUUCAAAUGAAUGGAAAGCUAUGUAUGAUGAUUUAACACCUCAUAGAUUUCCUAUUCCUGGAGAAUUUUCAAAAUUAGAUGGUCUUGAAAAAUUGGUUGUACUACGAUGUAUACGUCCAGAUAAAGUGAUUCCUGGAGUUCAAGAUUUUAUAGUACAAAAUCUUGGUCAACAAUUUAUUGAACCACCAACAUUUGAUUUACCCGGUUCAUUCGCUGAUUCCAAUUGUUGCUCACCAUUAAUAUUUAUAUUAUCACCUGGAGCUGAUCCAAUGAAUGCUUUAAUUAAAUUCGGUAUUGAUUUAGGAUAUACCAGUGAUCGUAUACAAACAAUAUCACUUGGUCAAGGUCAAGGACCAAUAGCAGCAAAUAUGAUUUAUCAAGCUAUUAAAAAUGGUACAUGGGUUGUAUUACAAAAUUGUCAUUUAGCUGUUAGUUGGAUGAAAUCAUUAGAGAAAAUAUGUGAAGAAACAAUUGUACCAAAUAAUGUAAAUGAUAAAUUUCGUUUAUGGUUAACUAGUUAUCCAUCACCUGAUUUUCCUGUUACAAUAUUAGAAAACGGUGUUAAAAUGACAAAUGAACCACCAAAAGGUUUACGAUCAAAUUUAUUACGUUCUUACUUAAAUGAUCCCAUAUCAGAUCCAAUAUUCUAUGAUGGUUGUACAAAAAAUCCUAUAUGGCAUAAGAUGUUAUUUGGAUUAUGCUUUUUCCAUGCACUGGUUCAAGAACGACGUAACUUUGGUCCACUUGGUUGGAAUGUUCCUUAUGAAUUUAAUGAAUCCGAUCUACGUAUAAGUGUACGACAAAUGAAGAUGUUUUUAGAUCAAUAUGAUGAAAUUCCAUAUGAAGCAUUAACUUAUCUUACUGGUGAAUGUAAUUAUGGUGGACGUGUAACUGAUGAUAAAGAUAGACGAUUACUUAUUUCAUUAUUGGGUAUAUUUUAUAAUAAAAGAAUUAUUGAAGAAGAAAAUUACAAAUUUUCAUCAUCUGGUAUAUAUUAUUGUCCUGAUGAUGGUACAGCCCAACAUUUUAUUGAUUAUAUACGUUCGUUACCAUUAAAUCCAAUGCCAGAAGUUUAUGGUCUUCAUGAUAAUGCCGAUAUCACUAAAGAUAAUCAAGAAACUUUCCAAUUAUUUUCUGGAAUUUUAUUAACAUUACCAAGGCAAAAAGACACAGCUGGUAAAUCACCAGAAUCAAUUGUACAAGAUUUAGCUGCAGAUAUUUUAUCGAAACUUCCACCAGAUUUUGAUUUAAAAGAAGUAAUUAAUCAUUAUCCUGUCAAGUAUGAAGAAUCGAUGAAUACCGUACUUAGACAAGAAUUGAUACGAUUUAAUCGCUUAACUAGCGUUAUACGUGCGACAUUAAUAGACUUACAAAAAGCCAUCAAAGGAUUAGUUGUUAUGUCAGCUGAUUUGGAAGAUGUAUUUAAUUCAAUAUUAAUCGGAAAAUUACCAAGUGUUUGGGCAGCGAAAUCAUUUCCAUCACUUAAACCUUUAGGAAGUUAUAUACAAGAUUUACUAUAUAGAUUGAAAUUUUUUGCUGAUUGGUUAACAUAUGAUACACCACCAGUAUAUUGGAUAUCAGGUUUUUAUUUUACACAAUCAUUUUUAACUGGAAUAUUACAAAAUUAUGCAAGAAAAUAUACAAUACCAAUAGAUACAAUUAGUUUUACAUUUUAUAUAACAACAAAUUAUUUAAAUAUAAUUAAUUUAUUAGAGAAUAUAUCAAUUAUACCAAAAUAUCCAAAACAAUCAUUAAUUGAAAAUAAACGUACAUCAUUAAUUAUAAAUAAUUUAGUUAAAUUAGAAAGAUCAAAUGAACAAUUUGGUAAUUUUAUUAAACCAAAUGAUGGUGCUUAUAUAACAGGAUUAUAUUUAGAAGGUGCACGUUGGGAUAUAAUUAAUAAUUGUUUAAGUGAAUCAAAAUCAAAAAUAUUAUUUGAUAUAAUGCCAGUUAUCUGGCUUAUUCCAAAAAAGUUAAGUGAAAUCAAUCGUGAAUCAACUUAUACUUGCCCAGUCUACAAAACAUCUGCUCGACGUGGUGUUCUAUCAACUACAGGACAUUCAACAAAUUUUGUAUUAUAUAUUGAUUUGAAAACAAAUCAACCACAAGAGCAUUGGAUUAAUCGUGGUGUAGCUGCUUUAUGUCAAUUAGAUGAUUAGAAAGUGACAUCAGAGAGAGAGAAUAUGUUUAAAUGAAUAACAAGUAGUAAUUGUAUAAGAACGUAAACAGUGAUAAAUAUUAGAAGUUAUAGGAGGAAAUUCACUUCAUACAGUCUGUUCUUACAUUAAAGUUGAAGGAAGAAUUCAGUAACGUAAAAUGGCCUGAAACAUAAUUUACAUAAACUUCUUUUAUGAUUACUAUUCCAAGAUUGUGUGCUUUCGAAGAAAUAGUAUUUUUCCAAAUGACACUACUUAUUAUUAGUUAGUAGUGUAUUAUCAUUCAAUAAAUAUGUGCAUAUGUUACAUGAAUCUUUAUUUGAAAUAUAAUCAACCGAUUUAAAUAAAAAAAUAUUCUCACUAAUAAAUUCGCCCCAGAUCCCAUAGUAGUAGGACAAACUAUUUACUACAUUUAUGGAGACAGUAAGCUUUCUACAAAAAGUAAUCGGAUUUUUAUGUUAUUAGCAAAAUCGCUAUUUUUUAAAUGAUCCAC
This is a messenger RNA of Schistosoma spindalis, 4482 nucleotides long. The record is from the annotation of a GenBank genome assembly. NCBI's taxonomy places the organism in Eukaryota, Metazoa, Platyhelminthes, Trematoda, Strigeidida, Schistosomatidae.